AGGACUGGGGGUGGUGGUGAUAGAGAUCUCCUUGCCCUUCUGGUCAAAGAUGUGUCACGUGACUAAUGAGGUAAGGGCGUCCACCGGACAUGGCAAAUGACCAGUAAGGAGUGCAACCGGAGAUAACUGCAGGGUUUACUUUAUUUUUUUAGAGUUCAUAGUUAACUGUAAAUAUUAGCAUUUGCAGGAAUCAGUGGGAUAAUCUCUUUCUCGAAACACCUUUCAAUUCAUUAGCAACUAAUUUCUACCAAGAGUGAUUCAAGCCACCCAAAUGGCCAUGGGUUGACACCACAGUCCUACCUAGCAGGGAGAUAAAGUCUCGUGGGGCUCUCCACUCAAAACACGAGGAACCUCCGUGCUUACAAACAGACGGCGCAGCCAGGCACAUGCGCUGUCCUCCUCACAGCCAUCUGGGGCGGCGCUUACUGCCUGCUGACCUAGGGCGCUUGCGCUAAGGCCUCCUACUCGCGGCGGAGCGCCGGUGGUGACUCGGUUUACAUCAGGGCAGCCCGACCGUGGGUGAGUGUUCGGCAGCCGGACUGAAGGUCGGGUUGGGGAGCCGGUGUCUCUGUCAGCUCGGUAGUUUAUCGAGGAUGGCCAGUGAGGAAACCCCCAGCUCAACUCAAAAUCAGGAGCAAGACUCUUUACAAAGUUGGCAUGCCAGUGCUAAUGAAGAUGUGCCAGUUGAGGACUCAGAGGUACGGGAGUACCUCCCUUGUACUCCUUGUGAUUAUGGGCCAUCCACGACUACUGAGACUUGUGUGUUGGCAGCCAGAAGGCGGGGGCCAACCCUGCUGCAUAUUGAUAGGAAUCAGAUCCCGGUGGUGGAGCCCAGUGCGCAGGCCCUGGAACUGCAGGGCCUGGGGGUGGACGUCUAUGACCAGGCUGUGCUGGAGCAAGGUGUGCUUCAGCAGGUGGACAGUGCCAUGCAUGAGGCCAGCCGAGUGGCCCAGCUUGCUGAUGCUGAGAAGGAGUACCAGUCAGUCCUGGAUGACCUGAUGUCAUGUACGACAUCUCUAAGGCAAAUCAAUAAAAUUAUUGAGCAACUUAGCCCUCAAGCUGCCACCAACAGAGACAUCAACAGGAAACUAGAGUCUGUAAAACGGCAGAAGUAUAAUAAGGAACAGCAGCUAAAGAAGAUAACUGCAAAACAGAAGCGGCUCCAGGCCAUUUUGGGAGGAGCAGAGGUACAGGUGGAACUGGAUCACGCCAGCCUAGAGGAGGAGGAUGCAGAGCCAGGGCCAUCGUGUCUUGGCAGUAUGCUCAUGCCUGCCCAGGAGAUGGCCUGGGAAGAGCUCAUCCGCACUGGCCAGAUGACACCGUUUGGUACUCCAGCCCCUCAGAAACAGGAGAAAAAGCCUAGAAAAAUAAUGCUCAAUGAAGUAUCGGGCUUUGAAAAAUAUUUGGCAGAUCAAGCACAGCUGUCUUUUGAAAGGAAGAAACAAGCUGCUAGUAAAAGAGCAGCCAGUAAAGUCUUGGUCACCUCCAAGUCAAAACCAGGACAGAAUGAAGCCAAACCAAACCAAAGAAGCAGGGUCCUCUCACAGACAGAUAAGCGCUUGAAGAAGCACAUCAGAAGGCUCCAGAAGAGGGCGCUGCAGUUCCAGGGGAAAACGGGAAUGCCAAGAAGGAAGCCCCAGGAGCCCGAGAUGAAGCCAGAGGCCGAGGGAGACUCUGAGGGUGAGGAGUCUGGCUCCUUCCCCACCGAGGGAGAGGAAGAAGAGCAGGAAGAGGAGGAAGAGAGGAUUGCUAACCUAUCUUCAGAUGAUACCAACUAUGAACUGAGGCCUCUGUGCAAGGGCCAGAAACGCCAGAAGGUCCCAGUGCAGGAGGUUGAUGACGACUUUUUCCCAAGUUCCGGGGAAGAAGAUGAAGCUGUGGAAGGAGGAAGAGGAGGUCGAAAAGUAGUGAGGUGCCGAGACGAUGGAGAUGAGGAUUACUAUAAGCAGCGGUUAAGGAGAUGGAAUAAGCUGAGGCUGCAGGACAGAGAGGAAUGCCUGAAGCUUGAGGACGACUCUGAGGAGAGCGACGCUGACUUUGAUGAAGGCUUUAAAGUGCCAGGUUUUCUGUUUAAAAAGCUCUUUAAGUAUCAGCAGACAGGUGUUAGGUGGCUGUGGGAAUUGCACUGCCAGCAGGCAGGAGGAAUUCUGGGAGACGAGAUGGGAUUGGGCAAGACCAUCCAGAUAAUUGCCUUCUUGGCAGGUCUGAGCUACAGCAAGAUCAGGACUCGCGGUUCAAAUUACAGGUUUGAGGGGUUGGGCCCCACUGUGAUUGUCUGCCCAACGACAGUGAUGCAUCAGUGGGUGAAAGAAUUCCACACAUGGUGGCCUCCAUUCAGAGUGGCAAUUCUGCAUGAAACCGGUUCCUAUGCUUACAAAAAGGAGAAGCUGAUUCGAGAUAUUGUGCAUUGUCAUGGGAUUCUGAUCACUUCUUACUCCUACAUUCGCCUGAUGCAAGAUGACAUUAGCAGACACGACUGGCAUUAUGUAAUCUUAGAUGAAGGGCACAAAAUUCGAAACCCAAAUGCUGCUGUCACCCUUUCCUGCAAACAGUUCCGCACACCUCAUCGGAUCAUCUUGUCUGGCUCACCGAUGCAGAAUAACCUCCGAGAGCUGUGGUCGCUCUUUGAUUUUGUCUUUCCAGGAAAGUUGGGCACAUUACCUGUGUUUAUGGAGCAGUUCUCUGUCCCCAUCACCAUGGGGGGCUACUCCAAUGCUUCCCCAGUGCAGGUUAAAACUGCUUAUAAGUGUGCAUGUGUCUUAAGAGACACCAUUAACCCAUACCUACUGCGGAGAAUGAAAUCAGACGUCAAGAUGAGCCUUUCUCUGCCAGAUAAAAACGAACAGGUAUUAUUUUGCCGUCUUACUGAUGAGCAGCACAAAGUCUACCAGAAUUUCAUUGAUUCCAAAGAAGUUUACGGAAUUCUCAAUGGAGAUAAUCAGAUUUUCUCUGGACUUGUAGCCCUAAGAAAAAUCUGCAACCACCCUGAUCUCUUUUCCGGUGGUCCCAAGAAUCUCAGUGGUCCUCCAGAAGAUGAACUGGAAGAAGAUCAGUUUGGAUACUGGAAGCGUUCUGGGAAAAUGAUUGUUGUUGAGUCUUUGCUGAAGAUAUGGCACAAGCAGGGUCAGCGAGUACUGCUGUUUUCCCAGUCAAGGCAGAUGCUGCACAUAUUGGAAGUGUUCCUGAGAGCCCACAAGUAUUCCUAUCUCAAGAUGGAUGGGACCACUACCAUCGCGUCACGACAACCACUGAUUACAAGAUACAACGAGGACACAUCCAUCUUCGUCUUUCUUCUGACCACGCGGGUGGGCGGCAUAGGAGUCAACCUGACCGGCGCCAACAGAGUCAUAAUCUACGACCCUGACUGGAAUCCAAGCACCGACACACAGGCGCGGGAGCGAGCGUGGAGGAUAGGUCAGAAGAAGCAGGUGACUGUGUACAGGCUUCUGAUGGCCGGUACUAUUGAGGAAAAGAUCUACCACCGACAAAUCUUCAAGCAGUUUUUGACAAACAGAGUGCUAAAAGAUCCAAAACAAAGGCGGUUUUUCAAAUCCAAUGAUCUUUAUGAGCUGUUUACUCUGACUAGUCCUGAUACAUCCCAGAGCACAGAAACAAGUGCUAUUUUUGCAGGAACUGGUUCAGAUGUUCAGACACCUAAACGCCAGUUGAAAAGAAAAACUUUACCAGCUCUAGAAACAGACCCAAAAGGCAAGAAGUUCUCCCAUCCUAAUACAUCUGUAAAUGACAGCAUUCCAACUGAGGAAAAAUCUAAAGCAACGGGGAUUGCAGGAAAUGAAACUUAUAAAGAAAGUAGUCUUACGAAAGGUGACUGUCACACAAGUAGGAACAUAACCUGUGGUGUCGGGCUUAGAGAAGACACAAGCGCAGUAUCUGAGCCGGAGGAGCUGCCAGCAGUGAAUGGAGAUGAGAAGUGCUCAAAUUCUCCAAGAGUUGACAAAGCAUCUAGGCCGUCUGGUGAAGCAAGCACCAGUGAGAAGCAAGGCCCCUCGGCAAAAGGAGACUGCUGCCAGGUUCAGGCGAAACCUUUGUGGGUGAGCAGACAAGUGGAAAGUCAUUCUUGUAAGCAUAAGACAAAAAGAAAGCAUGGUGUUGCAGAGGAAGAGAUCCCAGAGAAACAUCCACUGCCAAAGCAAAACCCUAAGAACAGAGAUGCCAAGUUUGAGGGAACUCGAAUCCCACACCUAGUGAAGAAAAGGGGAUACCACAAGCAAAAUACUGAGCAAGAAAGUGAGGCCAAGGAACGGAGCAGUGAUGACUAUGUUUUGGAAAAGCUUUUCAAAAAAUCAGUGGGUGUGCACAGCGUUGUGAAGCAUGAUGCCAUCAUGGAUGGGACCAGCCCUGAUUAUGUGCUGGUGGAGGCAGAGGCCAGCCGAGUGGCUCAGGAUGCCUUGAAAGCCCUGAGACUCUCUCGUCAGCAGUGCCUGGGGGCAGCAUCUGGCAUUCCCACCUGGACAGGCCACAGGGGUGUUUCUGGUGCCCCAGCUAGAAUAAGGAAUAGAUUUGGUCAGAAAAGGAACUCCAGCUUCCCUAUGCAACGUCCUUCUUCAACAUCUCUAACAGAAAAAUGUCAGGACACUGUGAAAAAGGAGGGAAAAGAUCCUGCCCCUGCCAACUUGAGUGGCAAAGAAGACACAGCGUCUUUAUCCAGAGCGCCCAGUUCUUCCUCACUCUUAGCUAGAAUGCGAGCAAGAAACCACCUGAUUUUGCCAGAGCGCUUGGAGAGCGACAGUGGGCACCUUCCAGAGGCGGCUUCCUUGUCUCCCUCCACCACAGACCAUGAUGAUCUUCUGGUAGAAAUGAGGAAUUUCAUUGCUUUCCAGGCCCAGGUGGAUGGCCAGGCUAGCACUCGGGAGAUACUGCAGGAGUUUGAAUCCAAGCUGUCUGCCUCACAGUCCUGUGUCUUCCGAGAACUGCUGAGAAAUCUCUGCACUUUUCAUAGAACUCCUGGUGGUGAAGGGAUUUGGAAACUGAAGCCAGAAUACUGCUGAACACUGACACUCCCUAGACUCUCCAAGGGGAAUUUCUGGUCAUUAAUCCUCUGAUCAUGUUUGUGGAAGGAAGUUGGUUGCAUUUGAUGUUUACUAUAAAUGACAUCUACCUCAAGACUAAAACUUUAAGAAGAAAAUACUUGGAUUUUUAGAACUUUUUACUGACAUUGUAAAUUAUGUUAUAAAACCAGGGACCUAACAUUUACUUCUUGGAGCGUAUUUGUUCCUUUACCUAAAAGAUGCUGUCAAGAGGGCCUGUAGAGAUGACUCAGUAGUUAAGAGCACUGGCUGUUCUUGCAGAGGUCUCAGGUUCGAAUCCCAGCAUCCACAUGGCGGCUAAUAAUGGUUUGUAACUCCAGUUCCAGAGGAUCU
This is a messenger RNA of Nannospalax galili (Upper Galilee mountains blind mole rat), 5381 nucleotides long. RefSeq names its product ERCC excision repair 6, chromatin remodeling factor (gene Ercc6). Gene Ontology annotation, molecular function: ATP-dependent chromatin remodeler activity; ATP binding. Gene Ontology annotation, cellular component: nucleus. Lineage: Eukaryota; Metazoa; Chordata; Mammalia; Rodentia; Spalacidae. Gene Ontology annotation, biological process: transcription-coupled nucleotide-excision repair. Bases 594 to 5009 code for a protein of 1471 amino acids. The transcript has 21 exons. The record is from RefSeq and is a predicted model, not a curated record.